Molecule: messenger RNA, 1128 nt
Organism: Aspergillus niger
Lineage: Eukaryota; Fungi; Ascomycota; Eurotiomycetes; Eurotiales; Aspergillaceae
Exons: 4
Coding region: 1-1128 (375 amino acids)
Source: RefSeq, a predicted model, not a curated record
AUGGAUAAUCUUCUGCAAGCUAUACCAUUUGCGUCGGUAGUCCUGCAGGAACACGUUUGGGAUUUCCCCUACCCUUCUCUGGUUGCGACGACAACCGAGCCCAGCAGUGGACGUAGAACCGCGCGCGAUGCUGCAACAAACGACUCUGAGGCCCUGAGCGAGUGGGAUACCGAGCGUGCUCGUGUAGUCGGGUUAGGUAAUAUACGACCCUACGGCCAUCCUUACCGAGCUGUAAUAUUGAUACUGUCUGGUACAGAAUUGUUCUUGUCUUUCCCCCCUGUUCGCCCCUGCCUAGAUAAAGCUGCUCGUUUCCUGCUCCUGUAUCCAUCAAAAUCGAGCCACAACUCCCUUCGAUUACUUAAGAAGCCGGCUGGCCAGCUCUCCACACUCAACCUCCUUCUCAGCCUUCACGUCAUUGACCUCCCCACACCCUCUCUGACGGAGAUAACUACCUCUACUCCGUCCAAGAUGGGUCCAACAAAGCCAGUUCUCCCACCCCUAUACACGCCGAAGAACAUGACCUUUCCCUCCGAGCUUCGGGAACGGACCUGGACAUGCCUUGACAUAGACAGACCGAUCAAAGAGGAAGGAAAAGACGUCGAGACCGAGAAGGUCGAGAAUGUCACCAUCACUCCUCCACCGGCCUACACAGAAUUUAUCAACACUUUCAGUCCAAUCUUUUCGAGUUCUGCGAAUUCUCGAGAGAAUUUUUACAAGUACAUGUCCGACAAGCCUCGUCCUUCUCCCUCGUCCCCACCUCUCACUGCUACAUCUGCUACCUUCCCAAGCGGAAAUUCACCCAAGGCCAUCACUGCUACCGUGCCUACCCAAGCACCUCGGGUUGCACGGCCUACUAAAAGUCCUAUUCAUGCCCAGCGCAUGCGCCUUCCUGCACCAUACCUCUAUACCCCAGUGUCUGCGUCCCCGCGGAGUGCACACCCCCUCCGUUCCCCUUUUACUCCAUCAGACCGGAGACAGCGCUUCUUCGAAUCACCCGUCAGUGAGAAUGGAAACACCUUUUGUGUGCGCCAUAUCGUGACCACUACCAUCACGUAUAAACGGACACCUCAGCUCGACCCACCACCGCUGGGCAAGCGGAGGAAGAACGUCAAUCGCCGCACUACAUAG